Molecule: messenger RNA, 942 nt
Organism: Rubroshorea leprosula
Lineage: Eukaryota; Viridiplantae; Streptophyta; Magnoliopsida; Malvales; Dipterocarpaceae
Source: the annotation of a GenBank genome assembly
CUACCACUCGGAACAGUAGUCAGGCUUCUCUCCAAACAGGGUAUGAUGGGCUCCGUUGGAAACCUCUAUGAAAGCAUUGAGAAUUUGAAUGAUACUUAUAUGCAGGCGCCAGAGGCUAAGGAUGCCCUUUUGAAGCCGCACGUUUUUGCACCAGCAGUUCCUCUCCUGUUGCCAGGCACUCAGACAUCAAUUCCUACAAGUUACUACAUGUGUUCAUCAUACUGUUGGAAUAAUGUGGCAAAAGAACCAACUGCUAAUUCUCCUCAAUGCGGCCACUUAAUGAACGCAAAGGUGACCUCUAUUGGUUCACCAGACGCAGAUAACCAAUCAUCAUUUGCGAUCACCUUGUAUAAGUGUAAUAGAAACUCUCCGUACAUGACAGAUGUGGCCUUGAUUAUAUGUCCUAAAUGCAAUACCAAAUUGAGACGCCUGCAGGUACUUCCUGUUAAGCCACCAAAUAAGCAAUCCCCCUCUUGGAGGGCGGUGGGUUUUGUGAAAGGGGUGGUCACUUACAUUGUAAUGGACAAUCUUGAGGUGAAGCCUAUGUCUACCAUUUCUAGUAUUUCCAUACUAAACGAAUUCAAUAUCAAGGAAGUUAGUUCCCUUGAAGAGCGUGUUGUCGAUGUGGGAAUGGAUCAGGCAUUCAACUAUUUGCUAGCUUGUGGCAACCCCUUUCAUCAUAUUUAGUGCCAGUUCAUUUGUGUGUUUUUUGGUUUUAGGGCUUGAAGUUGCUCAAGGCAUCCCUGCAAUCUAAGACUGCCCUUACUGAUGAGUUUCUAGGGAAGUAGGGUUUCAAUCAAGUGAUUAUGAUGCUACUGCACUGGAAAAAAUUGGAAAGAGGAAGGGAGGAUUUUUACUUUGACUUAUUAUCAGUUGAGGUGUCCAACUUUGUUUCAUUUCGUCUUUGUUUAAUUCAGUUAUAAAUAAAUUUUAAAUAUAUUC